This is a messenger RNA of Phytophthora sojae, 1828 nucleotides long. RefSeq lists its product as hypothetical. The coding region runs from base 63 to 1775 and encodes 570 amino acids. The transcript has 3 exons. Lineage: Eukaryota; Oomycota; Peronosporomycetes; Peronosporales; Peronosporaceae. The record is from RefSeq and is a predicted model, not a curated record.
AGCAAGGCUAAGGCUGCUGGUCUCGUGCAUUUGUGCAUAUCGUCGUAGACGCACUGUGCGAAAUGCCCGCCGUGCGCUUCCAGGAGCGCGACGACCGCUUCGAGUACGACGCGUUCACGACUGCGGAGCUGCUCGGCUCGCAGGAAGGGGACGACGAGACCCUCACCGGCCGGAGUGCAGGCACCGAAGGCAGCGAGCAACCUUCGGUGAGUGAAGAAGACGACGAGCAAUCGCUGCUGAGCCAGCUGUCGACGCUGCAGUCCGUCGACCGGCCUCGGUCGGUGCGGUUCGACGACGAGCAGUCCGAUGUUUCAGAGGAGCCACAGUGCUCGCGCGCCGUCGCGGCUGGAGUCACGUCCUCGUCGUCGCCUCCGCGGUCUCCGCUGCUCAAGAAGUUCGCUCCGGUCCAGGAUCGACGCGUUAACACAAUCAUCCAAGAGGCAUUGCACCUCACCGACAUUUCCCGAGACGAGAUCGGCCUGAUCGAGCGAUCGGUCAAGCGGCUCAAUGACGCGAUCCUGGGCUUUGUGUUGCUGGUAGACAAGCAGGUGAAGAUCGUGGGCACUCCGACUCCCGAGGAGCGCGGCCGUAUCAAAGCCGAUAUCGCGGAUCUGUCCUGCCAGUUGAAGGCCUCGAACGGUUUGAUAGAGAGCACCUGCGCGCGAAUGAAGAAGCACUUGGUAGCGGGGAGGAACCAGCUCAGCGCGCACAAACGCAGACUCUUCACGGAGCAAGCCGAUGUAGACAAUUCAGCCAGCGAAGUGUCGGAGUGCACGUCGCCACGCUGUAGCACGGCUGGGCAGACUGGAAUUCGCUUCAACCGAUCGCCUCCACGGCCUACAGUUGCACCAAACAUCCCGUACGGCUGCAGGGGCCUGGCAACGAGGAGCGGGCUGUCGCCUAUGAAGGGCGGCGCUUCUCCUGGCAGGAGAAGUAGCUCCGGGUCAGGCCCUCGAACGCCGCGAGCGUCGAAAGUGCCGCUGAUGUGGAUCCUCAAGCCCCGUCCGGCUCACGACAAUGACGAAGAUGACGAAGAUGAGCGCUCUCCCACGGGCAUCGUCUCACCUGACCUGCUCUCGUCGGUGCUCGACGCAGUGGGGCUUCAAGACAAGGAGUUCCUGGAAAUGAGGGACCUGCGGACGUUCCUGCACGGCGUGCUCGCCUUCUUCAUCGCGCGGAACCCGGCGCUGCGGUUCCUGGACAAGGCCUACCACCGGCGCCUCAUGCCCGAGUACGUCAACGAGCUGGCCGACGCGCUGGUGAUGGACAUGCAGCUUAUCCCGCAGCUCUCGGGCAGGUCAGUCAUCGUAACUCCGACCAGCACGCUGGAGGAGUAUGUGUGUACGGAGCCCUUCCGCUUCGACCGCCUGCUGCACCGCGUCCACGUGAACCCGAGCGACAGCUCCGUCAAGGACCCGUCACCCAACGGCUUCUUCACGCCGCCGCCGUUCGCAGACGCCGCGGCGGAGGCGGCGGCCAAGACGUUCCCCACGAGCCCGUUCAAGGAGCAGAUGACUCGCAACGGAGGCAUCAUGAAUGGGGGCAAGGUCGUGGAGCUCGUCGUGACCAAGCCGCGCGAGCCCGAGCUGAUCGAGACCGCGGAGCAGACGCUCGGCAUGGCCAAGCUGCUGCACGAGCUGGCCACGGCCGAGUGUGAGGCGCGCAACGGCAACCGCAUGUCGAUCCGCGCGCCCGUGCCGCACACCAAGGAGUUCUCGCGCGCCUACAUCGCCUCGUCCAAGGAGCUGAUGCUGCAGGAGACGAGCUUCCUAUGAAGAGGAUGGAUCGAUCGGUCGGUUCAAAUAAAAUAACGGGUUGAGUUCGUGUU